Molecule: messenger RNA, 1934 nt
Organism: Centropristis striata (black sea bass)
Lineage: Eukaryota; Metazoa; Chordata; Actinopteri; Perciformes; Serranidae
Gene: prokr1b
Product: prokineticin receptor 1b
Exons: 4
Coding region: 269-1441 (390 amino acids)
Biological process (GO): neuropeptide signaling pathway
Cellular component (GO): membrane
Molecular function (GO): neuropeptide Y receptor activity
Source: RefSeq, a predicted model, not a curated record
AGCAGAUAGAAUCGAUGUGCAGGGAGGCUGGAGGAGCGACCUUCUGUCUGCACUGACUGUAUACUGUCUAAGAAUACAGCUUGGUUUCACACAUGACACACAGCGAGUAAUUACAGUCUUUUUAAUUAUUCAGUGACCAAAAGUCGUGGGAGCUACUGCAACGUUUGCUGGUGAAGAUGUGCUGCUGUUUCCAAAGAAGAGUCAGCCUCUUCAAACUUCCAUCUGCACACAAACAUUUCAACAAAUAAGCUGAAGUGUGUGAUAAGAAAUGGGGGACUCCAACAUCAGCCACAUGGUAGCAGCUUAUACAGAGAUGCAGGAGAGUCUCCCAGCAGGCAAGUUGGACCACUACAUGGACAGCUAUGAUAUGGACUAUGGCAUCCCUCCUGAUGAGAUCCCAGACACAACGCAGGGCCAGGCCUUCUUUGUGGCCACCAUCGUUAUCGGGGUGGUGCUGGUCUGCAUCAUGCUCGUCUGUGGGUUUGGAAACUUCAUUUUCAUCGCCACGCUGACACGAUACAAGAAGCUGCGCAACCUCACCAACCUGCUCAUUGCCAACCUGGCCAUCUCGGACUUCAUCGUAGCAGUGGUGUGCUGCCCAUUCCUGGUGGACUACUAUGUGGUGAAACAGCUCUCCUGGGAUCAUGGAUUAGUCUUGUGUGCCUCUGUCAACUAUCUGCGGACAGUGUCACUCUAUGUGUCCACAAAUGCAUUGCUUGCAAUUGCAUUUGACAGGUACAUGGCAAUCGUCCAUCCUCUGAGGCCACGUAUGAAGUACCAAACCGCCUACUGCCUGAUCACAGGAGUCUGGAUCGUUCCCAUUCUGAUAUCGAUUCCCUCUGCCUACUUUGCCUCUGAAACCAUGUAUCCUCACGGCGGCACCACUUCGACUACUCAUAAAGUCUUCUGUGCCCAGAUCUGGCCCGUGGACCAGCAAGCCUACUACAGAUCCUACUUCCUGUUUGUUUUUGCUGUGGAGUUCGUUGGGCCUGUUAUUGUCAUGGGAAUGUGUUACAUGCAAAUUUCCCGCGAGCUCUGGUUCAAGAACGUCCCCGGGUUCCAGACGGAGCAGAUUAGGAAGAGGCUGCGUUGUCGGCGCAAGACGGUGAUGGUUCUGAUCGGGAUUUUGACGGCGUACAUCUUGUGCUGGGCGCCGUACUACGGCUUCACCAUCCUUCGGGACUUCCACCCAACGCUCAUCUCCCGCCAGAAGAACUCACUGGUGGCCUUCUACAUCAUCGAAUGCAUCGCCAUGAGCAACAGCAUGAUAAAUACUUUCUGUUUUGUAACCGUCAAGAACAACACAGUGAAGUACCUGAAGAAGAUUGUACUCCUGCGCUGGAAGUCAACGUACGCCCCCAGUAAGACUGUGGAUGAGAUGGAUAUUAGGACCUCCUCCCUGCCUGUGACAGAAGUGAUUGAAUGUAUCCACUUGAGGUGAAUAGGAGAAAGCCUUUAAUGUCACAGUCAUUUAGAUUCGGGCUGUUGAUAAACUAGUUGACAGUGAUGGUUUUGACAUGGAACAUUUCUCAAUUUUGGAAAGUUAUCAAGCAAAAUGGAGAGCAUUGUUUAAUGGGAAAAUGUGCUUUGUUAGUGAGUAGGGUUGCAAAGGGGUGAAACAUUUCUGAUAAAUGUACACAAACUUCCCAUGGCAAAUUAAGCUGGGGAAUUUGGGAAAUAUUGAAAAUAAAAUAAAAAACAUGACAUUUCAACAGAUGCAUAAGAAGAACUUCAUCAAGUUUAAAUUAAUUUAUGUAUACAAUCAAUUCUUUAAUUGAACAACAAAAACAUGAAUGUUGAGUUAAAUAUUACUCACCCCCCUGACCACACCCAAGUAAAAUGACCCUCCCUCUCCAAAAAUCCCCUAAAAAUCUAAUUCAAAAUGUUAAAUGAAAAGAGCCCCUCUCCCUCCAAAAAAGUCCCAUUCAACAUAA